Messenger RNA from Crotalus tigris (Tiger rattlesnake), 7037 nucleotides. It is a transcript of the gene GALNT13, whose product is annotated as polypeptide N-acetylgalactosaminyltransferase 13. The record is from RefSeq and is a predicted model, not a curated record. The coding region runs from base 416 to 2086 and encodes 556 amino acids. NCBI's taxonomy places the organism in Eukaryota, Metazoa, Chordata, Lepidosauria, Squamata, Viperidae. Gene Ontology annotation, cellular component: Golgi apparatus. The transcript is spliced from 12 exons.
GAGGGAAAGGGGCGUGACUUAGCCGAGCUGUCUUGCUUCUGUGCCGUGGCUGAUAUUAUUAGUAACAGCUCCGGCAGCGGCCGCCGAGGUGUGAAAGGUGUUCUAGUUCCAUCCCAGAAGAAGGAAGCGAAGCCCCGAGCAGCAGAGCAAAAGCCGGGCGAGGAAUCCGCGAGAUGAAGAAGCCUCCUCUGGCCGCGUUGGAAAUUUCCCCCCGUCAGGCGUGUUCUUUUUAAUUGGGGAAUCCAGUUGGAGACGGGAAACCGGUCUUUCCUCCGAGCGGCAACGACGGCGAGGCGAGACUCUUUGGCAGUGGGAUGUUCUCAUCUGUGUAUUUGAGCCAGCUUCCUUGGCUUGGAUAUAGCAUCAUAUUAGCACCUGCUUUUACUACAGCCUGUAACUAAUAACUCAAUAAAGGAUGAGGAGAUUUGUCUACUGCAAGGUGGUUCUCGCCACAUCUCUCAUGUGGGUCUUGGUGGAUGUGUUUCUCCUGUUGUACUUCAGUGAGUGUAACAAAUGUGAUGACAAGAAAGAAAGGUCCCUGCUGCCUGCUCUAAGGGCUGUCAUGUCAAGAAGCCAAGAAGGACCAGGCGAGAUGGGAAAAGCAGUUCUCAUUCCCAAGGAUGAUCAGGAAAAAAUGAAAGAGCUUUUUAAAAUCAACCAAUUUAAUCUUAUGGCCAGUGACAUGAUUGCAUUCAAUCGAAGUUUGCCUGAUGUAAGAUUAGAAGGAUGUAAGACAAAAGUCUACCCUGAUGAGUUACCCACCACAAGUGUGGUCAUAGUGUUUCAUAAUGAAGCUUGGAGUACUUUGCUUCGUACUAUUUACAGUGUUAUGAAUCGGUCUCCGCACUACUUACUUUCUGAGAUCAUCUUGGUAGACGAUGCCAGUGAAAGAGAUUUUCUGAAGCUCCCAUUAGAGAAUUAUGUAAGAAAUUUGCAAGUGCCAGUAAAAAUUAUUAGAAUGGAACAACGGUCGGGACUGAUCCGAGCUCGGCUUAGAGGUGCUGCUGCUUCUAAAGGCCAGGUCAUCACUUUCUUGGAUGCACACUGUGAAUGCACUACAGGUUGGCUGGAGCCCCUGCUGGCAAGGAUAAAGGAAGACAGAAAAAUUGUUGUAUGCCCAAUUAUCGAUGUAAUCAGUGAUGACACAUUUGAAUACAUGGCUGGAUCAGACAUGACGUAUGGAGGAUUCAACUGGAAACUCAAUUUUCGUUGGUACCCAGUUCCCCAAAGAGAAAUGGACAGGAGGAAAGGAGACAGAACUUUGCCUGUGAGGACCCCUACUAUGGCUGGUGGCUUAUUUUCUAUUGACAGAAACUACUUUGAAGAGAUAGGAACAUACGAUGCAGGAAUGGAUAUCUGGGGUGGAGAGAAUCUUGAAAUGUCUUUUAGGAUAUGGCAGUGUGGAGGCUCCCUGGAGAUUGUAACGUGUUCACAUGUUGGUCAUGUUUUUCGAAAAGCUACUCCUUAUACAUUUCCUGGUGGUACUGGCCAUGUAAUUAACAAAAAUAAUAGAAGACUUGCAGAAGUGUGGAUGGAUGAAUUUAAAGAUUUCUUCUACAUAAUAUCUCCGGGAGUUGUCAAAGUGGAUUAUGGAGAUGUAUCAGUCAGAAAAGCCUUGAGAGAAAAUUUGAAAUGUAAACCAUUUUCAUGGUACCUAGAAUAUGUGUAUCCAGAUUCUCAGAUUCCACGUCGCUAUUACUCCCUUGGAGAGAUCAGAAAUGUUGAGACAAACCAAUGUUUAGAUAAUAUGGGACGUAAGGAAAAUGAAAAAGUAGGCAUAUUCAACUGUCACGGCAUGGGAGGAAAUCAGGUAUUUUCAUACACUGCUGACAAGGAAAUCCGCACAGAUGAUUUAUGUAUGGAUGUCUCUAGGCUCAAUGGGCCUGUAAUUAUGCUGAAGUGCCAUCACAUGAGAGGAAAUCAACUUUGGGAAUACGAUGCCGAGCGACUGACCUUGAGACAUGUGAACAGUAACCAGUGUCUGGACGAGCCCUCGGAGGAUGACAAAAUGGUUCCUACCAUGAAAGACUGCAGCGAAAGCCGAUCCCAGCAGUGGCUGCUACGUAACAUGACCUUGGGUGCCUAAAGCCACGACAGACUUCACGUCCUUCCUCGGACCUUGGAAGGGUCUAACCUGCUCACACUUCACACAGAAGGAUGUUCUUCUUCCCUUGUGGUCGGUGAAGAGAAAGGGUUUGGAUGCUUGAUUCAAAGCCCCACAUGCGAGAAAAACAACUUUUUUUUUAACGGCUUAAAAGCAUGGUUGCACUUUUUUCUCUCUCUCUGAUUUUUUUUUUUUUUACAAGUCAGCUGAACACACGGAUGCUUUACCCACCCUGGCAUAUACAGUAUUAUGAAGACACUGCAGUUUUGAGAAAAGAAGACUCCGGAAAAGGGUUACAAAGCGAAAUUGCAAGAGGGUGGGAAGUGGCUUGCUGUGGGUUCUGUCCUGUAAUAUUGCUUGAAAGUGACAAUGUUAAAUGCCUUAUGAAGCUCACUUGCAUUGUGAAAGAUGGUAACAUUUGUUUUCCUCAGUUGAUGUACUUGUACCAGUCCUUCAUGGUGACAAAGGAAGAAUCCAUUAUUGAUCUACUGCCAACCCCAUUACCUAUGAAUAGCCCAGCUGAAAAGAUUUCUCAGCAGUAAAUUUCUGUAUAUAUUGGAUGUUUUUCAUGUAUAGUGUCGGGGGGGGGGGGGAAGUGGCAUUUCUGUUCCUGAAACCUCUGUUAAAAUCCACAGAACAGGAUAUGCCAGUACUUGGAUUGUGAAAAUCAAAUUCACGGCCAAGGGAAGCGUAAAGAAAUGGGAUUGAUGAUAUCCACCAAUGCCCUUGGCAAAAUAUAAGUCAUUACAAGCAUUGUAACACAUUAGGCCAACUUCUGUAGUCUUACAUUAACAAUUAAUAUAAAGGACAGCGAGAAAUUUUACCUAAAUCACACGAGAUGCAGAUAGAAGAACAGGUUUAUGAGUAGACACAAGCAGAUUUCAAGUUGAGUUUGGUUGCAAUAGCUACUCCUUUUUUGUUCUACCAAAUGUAUUUGUUUUCUAAAGAUUCUUGGUGCGUAGGCAUAAAUACCAGUAGGUCUAGCCUGAAAAUGUCAACAAUGCAAUGCUGCCCCUUAAUAAUUAUUAAGAUAUUAUGAUGAAGAUGUAUAAGUCUUCAAAACAUAGCAAGUUGAACUUUUAGUAUAUGAUAGCACCGAGUUCAGGACUAAUUAAAAACUUGUCUAAUAAACUUGUCUGUUUCAUAUAUGGAGGACAUGGGAUAAGAUACAACUAUCUCUGUAAACAGUAUUUUAUUUUUUUAAAGGGAAGGGGGGUUUUUUUUGUCACAUCUCUCUAUGCCAGGAUGCAAGUAGGAACAAGGUUUAUCCAACAUUGGAGUCUGUAUAGUUCUAGCGAUGAUUAUUGGGUCAGAAAGUAUAUAAAAUGUACUCAUUUUUUACCUGGAUUUAAUUUAUUGCAGUGUGUUUUAUCAACCCCAGGGCCAUGCCAAAGUUUUUGUGAAUUAUGCUAUAUUGGGUCGUAUGGACUGAUCGAUUCUACACCGCAAUACUGAGAAAUUGAAACAACUUCUUUCAAGUUUCAUUCUGGCAUCUUGAGAAAAUGAGAUGGCUCUUCCUGCAGAUGAGACUCCCUACAUCAGUGUUUCCCAAACUUGACAAUUUUAAGGCAUGUGGACUUCAACUCCCAGAAUUCCACAGCCAGCGUUGCUGGCUGUGGAAUUCUAGGAGUUGAAGUCCUCAUGCCUUAAAAUUGUCAAGUUUGGGAAACACUGCCCUACAUGAUACUGCCUUUACGUUGUUAUCACCCAACUGUUGAUUUUGAAUGUGCUCAUUUGUCUGCUUUUUCUAUCCCAGAAGAGUUCUUCAUGAGUACUAUAUAAGUAUGCUAGGAAAACGUCCAUAUUUCCGCAGGAUCAGAUGCAAAAUAACAUAAAAAUAUCAGCCUGGAAUCCAAAUCGGAGAGCCAGAGGGGCCGAGGCAAGUAGCAUUCCUUGAAGAAGGGGAAUGGUCUGAUCAGCAGAGGCAGGCAAACAGAAGAUGUAUUCAAGGAUGCAGGUAGUCCUUGACUUAUGAUCACAGUUGGGACCAGAUUUCCAGUUGUAAGUUGAGUUGUCCAUGUGGUUGGACCCAAUUUGAUGACUUUUUUUUUGUGUGUGCAGAGUUUAGGCAAAUCACUGUAGUUGUUAAGGGAAUCUGUAGUCACUGAGUGAUCGCCACAGUCCUAAAUAUGAACCCAUUUGGUUUUGCCAUGACUGGGGGGGGGGGGGAAGAGACAUUUUACAACACCCAGAAUUGCUUUACAGGCCAUAAAACACUUGCUAUUGUAAUUUUUAAAAAGGUUGCUAAGUGACUGAUCAUAAUCUGGAGACUGCCUGUAAACUGAUGUUAGCCAGAUCUUUGACAAGUAACGCAGCCCUUUUAACUAAAGAGUACAUGAUCUCAUUUGAAGUGUUUAUUGCUUACCUGGGUCUACAACAUUCCAGGUUUCCAGGUGACACUUGGACAGGCUGGCUGUGGUUUCUGUACUGCCUAUGUUAGGGGGACACUGAGAAGCAGCAGAGUUUAGGUUAUCCUGCAGCUUACCUUUUUGAUACUCACCUGCCAAAUUCACUGAUAACACGGCAGCAGGCUUUGUUCUGGAGAAGAGAGCAUUACUGUUCUCCCUCAUAGGUUUUUAUCCCACAAUCUGAGUAACAGAAAAUCUCCUUUUGCAUCCCACAGCAACUCUGGCAGCCAUGACCCUUGGAAGAUCAGUAAACAUUCAGGGAAUCAUACUGCUCCAAAUCCAUCAAGUAAAGGGUUUUGUUCAAGCUCCUGUAAGAGCAAGCUUAAAUACAGGGGGGGGGUCUGACUUAUUUUCGAAUAAGAACAUAAAAAGGAAGUUAAUCCAGUGUAAGGAGUCAUGAGCAUAAGUCCUAUACAUAAAAAAUUAUAAAAACAAAUUAUUCCUGAAGAAACGUGGCUUGCGCUAAACAGUGAGGAAGGUUACUGCAAAGUUAGUUGAGGCUAAUUAUCUUAUUUUUAAACACUUAAGAAGAGGGUCCAAUAUAAGUGAUGCUUUUUAUUAAGUUAUUAAUAGGGUAACAUUAAAAUGUAAUAAAAGCAUUUGUUUCCCUCAAAUGAAAUCUUCCAAAGGUUGGGUUGGAAGGGGGUCUUUGAAAGUUCAUAUGCAAAGUUUGAGAGACGGGCAGUGGAACCAUCAGAUGAUGGUUUUUUAGGGGCUGAAUCCCAACGCAUUUCAAUCCUGUGCCAGGAUUUUGGCUUAAGGGAAGUAGUAGCAGUCUGAUGACUAGAAGCAGAAUUGAGACCAUAAGUUCUGCUUUCACUUAACCCUACUGCUAAUUCCAAUUAAAUGCCUCCCUGGAGCACCUCAUGGACUGCCACAUCAAAUAUCUACUUCAUCCCGUCUUUUUUAGUGAGCAAACAAUAGGCCAUGGAGGAUAUGCCCCAGCAUUAUCAUUAUAUUGCUAAACUGUUAUGGCUAAAAUCAAAGUUUUAAUAAAUAGUUUUACAGGAUUGUACAUUAGCUUGUGGUGUCCUCUCUCUGUGUUCUGUAGAUCAAUAAAAUGUAUGCUGUUCCUCAUUUGAAUGGCAUUGAUUACUCACUUUUUAAAGUCGCUUUAUGAUAUCAGCAGUUGAGUUCAAGUUUAAACAUUGUUUUUUUUAAAAAAAAUUAAGUCAGGUUGCCUUUUCUCUCCCUGUGUAUAGAUUAGAAACAUCUUAAUUUCAUAGAAAUGUGCCGAGGGACAAUAGGAUAAAUAUGAAAAAUGACUGAGUAUAAAUACCUAAAAACAAGAACACUAUUUAAGAAAAGGUAAAACUUAAGGAAUUUCUUGAGGAGGGAAAGAUAGAUAUAUAAAGUUUGAGCCAAUGGAAAUAAGUUCAUUUUGUCUUCAGAGGCUGCUUCUGGACUGUUGAAUCCAAGAACAGUAUUUUUAUCUAACAACAGGCAAGCAAAAUAGCCUUUUAAAAGGUGAUUAAUACUGUACUGAUAUCGAUAUAGUCCAGUUUUUUUACUUGAAAUUAAUGAGAUCAUAUCUGAUCAUAUAAAUUUUAGUUGCAUCUCAUUUGUAGAUGCUAAAUACAGUCUCAAAUGAGGCAUAUAUUAGUGAGGGUGCUUAAGUGUAAAGCUAUGAGUUAGGCUGAAAUGAUUUAGGAAAGAAAUUUGAAAUAAAUUUUAUAAUGUUACUGUCUUCUAAAUCCUACUGCACCAUUAUAAACUAGAUAAACAAACACAAUUUCAAUAGGAAAUCAGGUUUGCAAUUAACUAUUGUAAUAGCAACAUCUACACACAUGCGCACACGGACCCUCUCCCACCUGUAUUUUCCAUUUAUGGAUAAAUUUAAAAGUAUGCUGCUAUUACUGUAUGAAUGCAUCUGGUAAGAUUCCACCACAUUAAAAUGCUACUAAAUAUAUUGCUAUUGUUUCAUUUCAAGAUGUUGACUGUGCAUCAGCAAAAUGUUUUAGAUUAUGUGAAUUAGUGUAAAAGUAUUUUCAAACACAGCUAUAUUUCCGAAGACUCACUUUCAUUUUUUCAAAUAGACUAAAGUUGCCAUUUGUCCCUUAAAUGUUCAGGAUAGCUGGGCCAUUGAUGUUCCAAACCUAUACAUGAUAACAAACUUAAAUUUGGCCGAAAUAUGCAUGCUGAGGGGUUUAUAGCCAGUCCCACCUUCUGAUUGAUAAUGCUUCUGUGAUGUGCAAAAUUACAAAAUUUAUCGCAUCCCUGUCUCUUUAAAUGCACGUGGAAAUAUCUGAAGCAUACACCCAAGAGGCAUAAUAUGUGAGGAGGUCCUUUAAAAUGGCCACUGAGGGUUUUUUUAAAAAAAUAUACUUGAUCAUCCAAUUUAGAGGGAGUAUCCAUUGGAAAACUUCCUACAUUGCGUACUAGGGACACUACAUGUUACAAUUCUAAGAGUGGACUGUGUUCAAGAAUUACCAAUUUCAAAUGUAAUCAUUAUUAAAUGUUAACUCUGCUGUAAAUUUUCAAUAUUUAUACAUUUUGUAGAAAUAAAAUAUGCCAGUUUAGUUUUA